ACGAAUUUUCAAACCGUAUCGUUUACCUGAACCGAACCGGACUCGGCAGCCAAAUAGCGCCAAUAAUUGAAGUUGGGUUUGGUCCUCAAAAGACAUAUUUAUGUUCUGUAGAUUCGUGAAAGAAGUGGUUUCUAGUUUCAGCUGAUUGAUUGCAGAGAACACAUGGGAUCAAAUUCGUUAUCUUUCGUUGGCUAAUUUCUAUCAAUCAGUCUCCAUCUCUGCUCCGGUUUCUUCUUCGAAUAUCCCUAGAACACGCCCAACCAAAAAGUGUUAACCAUGGAGAAGGUUUCAGCAGCUUCCGCCAUGGAUUGGAGCAUCAAGCUCGAGAAAACCCUUCGUUCUAAAAAUCCAGUUAGAGCUGUCGAAGCUAUCUUGGAGACUGGUAGGAAGCUUGAACAGUGGAGCAAAGAACCAGAGCCUGCAAUUGCGGUUUACAAUUUGUUUGGUUUGAUUCCUGAAGAAGACAAGCUCUUUUCCAAUACUAUCUUGUUGAGGCUAGUUGACGCGUUUUGCUUUGGGGAUAGGCUUGUUAAGCUUGCCGUUGUCCGGGUUUUUAUGUCUAUGUUCAAGCUAAGCCAAGGGAAGAACAAGAGUGAAUGCGCAACUUGUUUUUUGUCAAAGGCUAGGGUGCAUAACCACUUGGAAAUGCUUCAACGAGUGAAGAAUGUUUAUGAUAAGGGUGAUAAUGAGGCAAAAGCUUUGGCUUUGGUUCUGUUUGGUUGUUGGAGAGAUUUCGCUAGCGAAAUUGCUCCGGUACGGUUCUUGAUUCUCACCAGUAUGGUUUCUUCGCAUGAUCUGGAGGUAAGAUCAUCUCUGUUUGCUGCAGCUUGCUUUUGUGAAGUAGCAGAUGACUUUGCAUUGGUUGUUUUGGGGAUGUUAAAUGACAUGGUCAAGUUCCCGGAAUUAAUGCCAAAGACCAGAUUAGCUGCUGUGCGGGUUUUUGCAAAAAUGGGAUGCUCACAUGCAAUUGCUAAUAAAGCAUUCAAGAUCUGUAUGAAGCUAAUGCUGAUGUCUUCAAAUGAGGAAAAUUUGGUUCCAUUCCUGGUUUCCCUGACUAAGCUUGCUUCAAGAUCAACUCAUCUUGUUUCUGAACUGGCAGAGGUUAUCGUGCCAUUUCUGGGUGAGGAUAAGACCUCUCAUAUUCGAGCUGCGGUAUUAAGAUGUCUCCACUUUCUCAUUGAAAGAGGGAUGUGCUUCUCUCUUGUCCAUGAAAGCGAAACUGCAAAAUUUUCCAGCUUACUAAAACAAGCAGAUCUCUCACCAGAUAUGCAGCUUAAAGCUCUUCAAGUUUUUCAAAAGAUACUUGUCUACAAACUAUGUAUGGCUGAUGCGUCUGAAUUGCAUCAGCUCGUAGAUAUUGUUGGUAAUGCGUCUCAUUUGCCGAUCUUCUCUGGCGGUUAUUUAGCUAUCAGUAUUUUGGUGGAUAUAUGGAAACAAAUAGUCCGGACAGCAGAAAUAAGAUCAGUUGAGGUUUCUUCCACAUCUCUGCCGCUCCAGCUCGUUGUGCUAAUCAUGGACAAGGUCACAUUGCUGGGAAAAUUAUGUUCUGAUCCUUUUCAGGUUGACUCUGAACUACUUGGUGAGGUUCAAGACCUCUUCAAUGUUCUCCUCCUAUUAGUUGGAAAAAACUCGGAAAUGAGGUUGCUAGUUCUUGAAAAAGUCAGGUUAUUCCUAGAGUAUAUUGUGAGCUUGACAGAUAGCUUAAGAAAAACAGAUGGAGCUCAUGAUCUGCUGCUUGGUGUUAUCAGUUAUAAAGGUAAAAGAGGGGCGGUCGUGAGGUCAGAGCUUCUAGCAUCGAUACACAAGUUCCUGAUAGUAUUCUUGGAGAAUCUCGAGGCUGAUGAUCUUGGUGUUUUGUCUCAAGUUUAUGAAAAAGUGAAGCAUAUCACUGAGUAUGUACGUUCAUGCAGCUUCUUUGAUUACCACGCACAGAUGAGAUUUACACUGCUAUUACAUUCUCCAAUUCUUUGGGGACUCCCUCUGAUUGAGAUAGCGAGCAAUAACGAUGCAGAUGGAAAUUCGGGCGCAUCACUUGUUGCUGAUAUAUUUAACUAUGGAAUCGUUUCUCUUGAAUGUUCUACUCAGCUUUUAACGGAGAGAAACUACUGGCCUGCUUAUAGAGCUGGUAUUUACGCAGCACGGUUGGGUGCAUGGGUUACAUCUGCUUUGAUUUUUGACCAACUUAAGACCAAUGUCCAGUCUGCUACUAACUGUUUUUGGUUAAAGUCAUUAACUUAUUUAUCUCAUGCUGAAGGGAAAUUCCAACUGCUUCUCGUGCCAAGGGAUAGUUUCAAGUUAGUCAAUUGGUUGAGAAGUAGCGGUUACUUACCAGAACUCUCCAAAGAUGCAUCUGGAGAGUUCUUCCACUGUGUAGCUCUUCAUGAAGCAUAUAUGAAUUUGCAAUCAUCUUUGGGAAUGUUGGGAAAUAUUAUAGCAUCGAGUGAAGUGCUCUGUUUCCAAACGUGGUUUUUGGUUCUAAAGAUUCGGGUACUGGAAACUGUGAUUGAUCUCGUCGAAUCACUCGGGCUGCUUAACCAAGAUAUCUGUAACAAGAAGCAUGUGGACGAAAAGAUCUUGACGGGUUGCGAUUCUAUGCAACAGCUUCCUCGUAUCUCGGCUCAGUUUCAAAAGUUGGCAAAAGAAUUUGAUAUGUUGGGGAUGUGUUUUAUUGACAUAGAUGACAGCAGCUCUAGUGUUAUCACAAAUCUUUCACUGAGCUGUUCUGUUCUGGCUUUUGCUGCUGGAAUUGUUCUUUUCCUUCCAGAUUUUUCUUUUCAUGAAACUUCGGUUCCUUUCACUUCACAAACCGGUGUUUGCUCGAGGCUUGUUCAAGAUUUAGUUGGACGGCUAUGGAAAGUGGACCCUGAAAGCUGUGAAAAACUUAACAUACUCGUGAAGGCAAACGAAUUACAAAACUGUUUUCACCUGCAAUCUAGGAAUCAGGUAAUGAGAGUCUGUAGCAAGGUGAAGAUGUUGCUCUCUAUUUGCAGAGAUGUUCUUGCAUACACUCAUGGAUUGCAGAAUCAGUCAAAUUCAUUGCACGAAAAAGACAUUAUGUCUGAGAUUACUAAGAGUUACAGGAAUCUACUCUCACAAGAAGUUAUGAAAUGGAUGCAGAUUCCUUUUGGCAUUCCAAAGUAUUUCUUCAACAUAAGGCCUUGUGUUGGUGCUGAGCUAUUUGCUCUUAGUUCAGACAGUAGCAAGAGUACUCCUGAUACUAUGUUAGUGGAACAAGGGUUUCAGCUGACACUGGAUCUUUGUCUUCAACCAAGAGUCCCUCUUCGACUAACAAAACUGUAUUGCCUCCUCUAUUCUAAACUAGCUUAUCACACCCCGACGCAACACGGAGAAACCAAGAGAAAACAAAAGUCUUACUCCCCCUGGAGAGAUGAAGAUCUGGUAGAAAUGAGUAACAAACUGUUUCGUCAUGCUAUUACAAAGUCUGGUAAGAAGCCGGAAGUUUCAGGUCGAUUUGAUUGGAACAAGAAUGGUGUUUCUGUAGUUGUGGAGUUGGAACCUAAUGAGAGAGGACUAGGUUUUUCUAGCUGCUUGCUAGAUGUUUCGCGUUUUCCAGUUGGUUCAUAUCAGAUAAAAUGGCUAAGCUGUUGCAUUGAUCAACACGGUUCUUACUGGAAUCUUCUACCUCUCAAUGGCAAACCUGUGUUUACAGUUAAGAAAGCUUCAUGACUAAAAUUUUGUGGUCUUGUUGAUUAUGUUAUGUAAUUCGAUUGUAGAAUGGGAUCCAUGACAUAAAUAAAUAAGAGGUAGAAAGUUUUGUUUGACUAAUAUACACAUGGGGUCCUGUGAAACGCUAAAUUCAAU
Molecule: messenger RNA, 3822 nt
Organism: Eutrema salsugineum
Lineage: Eukaryota; Viridiplantae; Streptophyta; Magnoliopsida; Brassicales; Brassicaceae
Exons: 7
Coding region: 277-3687 (1136 amino acids)
Biological process (GO): snRNA 3'-end processing
Cellular component (GO): integrator complex
Source: RefSeq, a predicted model, not a curated record